Messenger RNA from Baudoinia panamericana UAMH 10762, 990 nucleotides. Its product is annotated as carbohydrate esterase family 16 protein. The record is from RefSeq and is a predicted model, not a curated record. Bases 318 to 740 code for a protein of 140 amino acids. The transcript has a single exon. Lineage: Eukaryota; Fungi; Ascomycota; Dothideomycetes; Mycosphaerellales; Teratosphaeriaceae.
CUACCUGCCCACCACCCCCAUUCCCAUCCUGAAAAAGCCACCCCCGGUCACUAACCAGAAGCAACCGGACCAAAAAGUUCCUAACCAACUGCGCCCUUCAACCCGGCCUCACCGAUCCCCAAACCUGCGACAAGCAACUCUGGGACUUCGCCUUCGCGGGUGCGGACAUUAGUACCGCCUACACCCCGCUCCACCACAACUUCACCGUCUCCCUCGUCAACCAGACGCUCCAAUUCCAGCGCUACGCCGACCCAGUCCUAUCAACCUUCAUCGACAAAACCAAAUCCCUCGUCGUGUUCUGGAUCGGGAUAAACGACAUGGGCGAUUCGGAUAUGUACAACGUCUCCUUCCCGGUCUUCUACGACGAGCUUGUCACGACGAUGUUUCAGUCCGUCGAGCAAAUCUAUGAUCUGGGAUAUAGCGAGUUCUUGGUGAUGAAGUUGCCGCCGUUGGAUCGUACGCCGCCGAAUUUGAGCCGCGCGGCGGGGCCGUUGCCGAACGCGACGAUGGUGGAGUGGUAUGGUGAUGCGCUGGCGCGGCACGCGGUGGCGUUUGAGCAGAGUCAUGAGGGGAGUGAGGUGAUGGUGUUUGAGACUACGACGUUCUUGAACUAUGUCUUAGACAAUCCGGCGGAGUACGGGAUCACGAAUACGACGGGUUAUUGUGCUGCUUACGAUCAGCCGGACAUUGACACGGAUCCGGGGAUGUACGGGUGCUUGCCGUUGGAUCAGUAUUUGUGAGUCCGUAAAUGCGACCGCGGUUGCAAUCCGCGACUGCAAGGUUGAAGUGGGAACGGCAUAGAUGUUCAUGCUGACGUGGUGAAGCUGGUUCAAUACAGGGCAUAUGACGAGUCACACGCAUCGGAUUCUGGCGGCGGAGGUGGAGAGGUUCUUGGAAGCGCAAGGUAGCGGCAGCGGCGGCAUUGGUAGUGGACCGGCACGUGGUGGACCAGGACGCGGUGGACCGUCCUCUGGGCACUGGUAGAGUGGU